GACUAUACACCAGUCUUUUAAACAUUGUUUUGAUCAAUAUGUCAAAGGAAAUCCAGGUACUCAAUCUUUAAAAUGAAGGUGAAAUUGAAGUUGAAAGGAUUAGAUAAUGAAGGAGUGAAGAUGAUAACAUUCCAUUCCAACUCUUCAGUGAAGCUGCGGCACAUUGCAAGAGCAAUCAACAGCAGUAAGUUAGCCAGCUGGGCCUUCGUUUUAUCGCUUCUGCUGCAGCUGGUCUCCGGAGAACGGGAGGCACUCGUACGCCUGCAGCCGGGCGGAAUCGAGGUGCGUGGAGUGUAUUCUCGCAGUGGACCCAACGGUAUAAAUGCAUCAGGAUUGAUACAGACUAUAACAAGUACAUGCAGCGAAGAUGGUGACACUCUACCCGAUGAGCUUGAUAAGAGCAAGACCGAAGAGGAUAAGAAGCUGUCUGAAGAUGAGGAAUGGGUCGGGAUCUUCUACCUCCCACCCCUAGAGGAAUCUGCCGGAGCACAAGGAGGAACGGGGUGCUCUCUUCUCGAGCAAGUGAAGCAAGCAAUGCUGUUUGGUGCUUCAGCUCUUCUAGUAUUGGCUCUUAAUCCUGGACUCUUCAAAGAGAUUGAGCUUCACUUCACUACCGAUAGACCAAUCAUACUCAUCACUGACCCAAAAGAGAUCAAGAAAUUUAGAUCAAAUGUUGAUUUGAGGAAUGGCAAACAUAGAGCUAACAUCACAGCUAGACCAGACUCUAGAGCCAAGGCGACCCCUAAGCUGACCCUUUGGUCAACCUGUGGCCGGUCUAGCGGGGGUAGCAAGUUCAGAGAGUGGGAAGGGACUGUAUGCUUCUCCCAGCACAAGUCCUCGUCAGAGCAUGAGUACUACUGGAUUUGGCGUAGUUUGGUGUCCCUGAUCAUCGGAUUUUACAUCCUAAGCAUGCUGAGAGGGAUGGCACAACAUCCACAACAAAACAACAUUGAAGAUCUAGAGGAGACUCUUCAGAGGUUAGCUAAGCAGUCCCUGUCUAAGAUGUCAGUAUGGAAGUAUAAGAGGAAGAAAUAUGAGUUUUCAGCCAGCGACUCCAUGGACAGCUGUGCAGUGUGCCUGGAGGAAUUCUUCAAAGGACAAACAAUACGAAUGCUGCCGUGCCACCACACGUUUCACAAUAGAUGCGUGGAUAGUUGGCUUAUACGAAAAAGGACCUGUCCUCUAUGCAAGAUGGACAUCAUAGAUGAGCGAUUCGGCCUGGGCAAGAAAUGCUGAUGCAACUCAAAGCCCCGGCAGAAACAACAAGCAAACAUAUUUAUUCAUAUAUAUCUAAUAUAUUACCCUAGGUUGAUAGUACAGUGUAUGUGGUUGUGUUCCUUUUCGUUCGUGUCUGUCUUAGGAAAAAUUAUGUACCUGGAAGAACUGUAUUUUCCUAUUUUGUCUGUGUGUGUAUUUAUUGCUGCAAGCAUUUUAAUAGUGGGUCAGUCUAAAAACUAGAGCUACAUGUAUGUGUGAAUAUAAGAUGUGUCCCCAAGACAUAGAAUUUCACUUGACUUGAACUUGUGGAAAAUUAAGUUGUUCGUGAUUCAUUCUUUCCUUUUUUUAUUUGUUAAACUGAGAUUCUUAAAAGCAAAGAUUGCAUAGAUAUACGGAGUGGUCAGGAGUAGAAAAUUGUGAAAUUUAAUUUAACAGUUUAUCAAACAGAACAUUUCAUUUUAUUCAUAACUUGGUUAUGUAAUGUGUAUACCUAACCUUAGAAAUACAAUGCAUCUGCCAUAUGUAUCGGUAUAUCAUCUCUAAAAGCGUAUUUCAUUUUUGUUUAAUUCAGGUAUUUUUUGCAACUUGUAAGUAAGCAAAACCAAAAAAGUCCUAUAAUAAAAUGAAGGGACUACUUUCCUCUACUUGGUUCAAGAGAUUAUCGUCAGAUUUUUGUAAUUCUUUUUGCUGAAACAGCUUGUAGCUCUCAUGUAUUGGGUUAUCUGCAUACAUGUUCCGCUACGUUUUAUUUUCUUGUGUAAUUGUAUUGGUUUACUACCAGGUUUUAUGCUUUUGUAUUGGGUGGUAUGAUCUAGCUUUUACAGAGCUGUAAAACUUGUGAUUUUGUGUACUAGUGUAUGACUAUGGCUGGGUUAUAUGUACAUGUACAUGUACAUGUACCGGUAGUAGUAUUCUAUCAACAUUAUGCAACAUACUGUACAAACUUCUACCUCUGAAAAUCUGGAUGUAGAGUUGACCCACGAGUAUCGCACUAUCAAUGUAUUUUCAAUGAUCAAAAGCCGUUUUAUGACCCAGUCAUAGUCGAUGCUUCUUUUGCCUUGUAUCUAUCCCCUUUUAUGGUAAAAAUCAAACAUGUAUGGCCAGUAGUCUACUCACACAUCGUGAGUAAUAAACAAUAAACAAUGUUUAUCAAGAGUAUGCAAACUUGUGUUUUAUUUGUAUAGAAAUAAUAUAUGAAGCUCAUGUUUUAGUAUGUGUAUAGCCACAUGGAACACCUAAUACGCAGAACUAAAUAUUUUUCGUGAUUUGUACACUUCAAAAACAUGCAGUCCCAGUGUUAUUCAGGCUGUAUACAACAAACCUGUGUCUUUAGUACUGUAUAAGCUGCAAUCAAGAAAACAACCUUAUGGCCAAGUAACAAAACAUACAAGUUUCUCGUCCCCGCCCACCUCCUUUUUGGCCGCCGCCUCCUUUUGUUUACAUUUUGUAUAAAAUAGCUUCUAUAGCUAAUUCAAGCUGAUUAACACAAGACAUUGUCCAUUUUUCACCGGUUCUAAAAUGAUACAAAUCCUUUGUUUUGUCAUACCUUGCAUCAGUAUACUCAAAUAGCACAUCUGUGAAUAAAUAUACCUUGGCCAGCCAUAUUCCGCAUGACGGCCAUCUUGGAAAAAAAUAGCAAAAAUUGAAAAAUAGUAAAUACAUGUAGUAUAAAAGCGCUGCCACCUCCGUUUUUGAAAAAGUCUGGACGAGAAACUUGUUACUUUUUGUUACUUGGCUUGAUACAUUGUAGGAUGUUUUCAAAAUCAGAAUGGUUGUAAUGAUACUUGUAUUUUCAAAUGAUAUACUCAACUCAGAUAGUUAUGAAAUGUGAACUGUUCAUUCACAGCGAGCAAAUAAGGGCAAAAUUAAAACUCCUUUAUUUUAUAAAA
Molecule: messenger RNA, 3107 nt
Organism: Strongylocentrotus purpuratus (purple sea urchin)
Lineage: Eukaryota; Metazoa; Echinodermata; Echinoidea; Camarodonta; Strongylocentrotidae
Product: RING finger protein 215
Exons: 9
Coding region: 73-1236 (387 amino acids)
Biological process (GO): ubiquitin-dependent protein catabolic process
Molecular function (GO): ubiquitin protein ligase activity
Source: RefSeq, a predicted model, not a curated record